This is a messenger RNA of Cavenderia fasciculata, 1614 nucleotides long. RefSeq lists its product as uncharacterized. The record is from RefSeq and is a predicted model, not a curated record. Lineage: Eukaryota; Evosea; Eumycetozoa; Acytosteliales; Cavenderiaceae. The transcript has 3 exons. Bases 1 to 1614 code for a protein of 537 amino acids.
AUGAUGAUGGAAUCAAAUACUGAAAUGGUUGUGUCCAAUGGAGAUGCUGGUGGAGGAUUCAACAAUGAUUUGGUAAUGCCAACACAUCGAUCAGCUGAUAGUGUUCAUUCAUCACCAGAAUCACCACGUGAGGUUCCAGAUAAUACCAACAACCACCACAAUCCAUCUGGUUCAUCAUUAUCAUCGUCAUCUUCAUCUGUUCCUCAAAACAACAGCGGUAGUCUUAAAAAUUCAAAUGGAUCGAUUCCAACCCCUACCUCCAACUCGACUGGCCUCCAAACUUGCUCACAUCCCAAUCAUGAAGCUUGGUGGGGCACUAAACCAGAUAACCUCCCAAUAUCAGAGUUUUACAACCGAUCCUAUAAAUGUAAAAAAUGUUAUAUUCGUCAACAAACUGAAAGUAAAAAGUUGAGACAACUAUCUUCUUCUUCUUCCUCGACCCAACAAAUAUCAAAUGAAAUUUGUCAACCUUCUUCUUCAUUGGCUAUUACUACUGCUGCUGCUGCUGCUGCUGCUGUCGUAUCUCUACCAACAACAACAACGACCAAUAAUGUUGGAGGAGAAGUAGCACAAGUUCAAACUCCAACACCAACCAAAAAACAAUAUGUAUCCAAAAAGGCAUUGGCUCUUUCCAACAACACCCAUACAACAAAGGAUAGUAAUAGUAAUAAUACAAUGAUCGAUAUUAUCUCUAGCAAUGAAAGUGCACUUCACUUCCAAAACAUUAGAGAACAAUAUCAAUCUAUAAUUUCAAAAUUUGAUAAAGAACCUGGAUUCUUUAAUGGACAUUUGUCUGGUAAUUUUGAAACAACACCUUGUUAUAGUGCAACAGUUUAUUUCAGAGGAAAUGUAAAUGGACCUGGAUUAAUUGUAGAGACUAGUAUCAAUGGAAAGACAUUUAAAGGAAUAGUUUUUGAAGAUGUUGAUCAAAGAAAAAAAUCAUCUUCUUCUCAACAACAACAACAACAAUCACAACAAAUUCAAAAUCAAUCAAUUAAUGAAAGUUCAAAUGGUACAACAGCAACAACAAUAACGUCACCAUCAAUGAUUCAAAAUAUAGUUGCAACUGAAUUGAUUAAUCUCAAUCCAAAUUCUGCCAAUACGUCACCCAAUCAAAAUGUUGGCAAUAAUAAGGAUAAUAGUGAUAAUAAUAAUAACAACGACAAAUCAUCUCAACAUCAACAUCAACAACAACAACAACAACAAAAUCCUAUCCAAUUACUAAGUGAUAAAUUAUUUGGUAGUGGUGGAAAAAGAUAUAAUGAUGGAGAUGUUAAAACUACUAAUCAUAAUACUAAUAUUAAUAAUCAUAAUAAUAAUCAAAAUACUAAUAAUAAUAAUAAUAAUCACAUACAACCACCAAUCAAAAAAAGAAAAGGAGGGCGAAAUACUAACAAUAACAACAACAACAACGGUUACUUGGAAGAAAAUAUAAAUCAAAAAUCAAUUCAUAUGAAUAGUAGUAGCGGUAGUAUCAGUAGUAGUGGCGAAGACGAUGAAUCAGGUGACGUUGAAGUAGAGUAUUAUUUAACCAACCCAAACCUCGUGAUCGAAGGUAUGUCUACCGAUGGUACAGUUCAUAAAAGUUUAAUUGAAAAGAAAGGAAAGAAAUAA